Arctia plantaginis is the source of this 387-nucleotide messenger RNA. Lineage: Eukaryota; Metazoa; Arthropoda; Insecta; Lepidoptera; Erebidae. The record is from the annotation of a GenBank genome assembly.
AUGAGUGCACAUAGAUGUGGUCGUCGUCCAUGCUCAGCUGUUGCCGCCGCUGCUGGUGAACCAAACGUUAAUAUUCGACGUCCAGAAUUAAAUCGCAGAAUCUCUUUCUAUGGAAGCGAUUUUUCCACUACUCCGGAACCUGUAGAUCAAAGCCCUUUGAAUAAGUACUGGCAGUUAGUAGCAAAACUUACAAAUACCGGAUAUGAGUUUUGGAAGAAAGUGUACGACGACCCAUACAGGUGGCAGCUUUUCAAAAGCAUAAUGCUUUUUAUUAUGGGAAUCAAAUUUUCAGGAGAUCUGUUCAAGUACAUGAACCCAUCAAAAUCUGUGAAAUGCGGCGCACGUCAUGCCACUUGCGUAAAAAUCAUGAAUAGAAAUUCACAUUAA